GUGGAGCGUUAAGAAGUUCCGGAGGAGCUGAGCGCGGCGGACGGCGGUGUGGCACGGUUCCUACCUACUGGGCUCACCUACGAGGGGCUCCGGGCGCGAGGGUGGCGCGGGCGUCCCGGGAACCCAGCGAUCCGAGGACGCUGCCCGGCCCUUCCCACUGCACUUCCUUCCUUUUCCCGAACGUCCAGGAGGGAGGGGGCCACGCGUUUAUAAGCCAGCCCAGCCGAGGGCAGAGCAGAGCUGUGUCUCCUCCAGGACCUGCGCCGCGCCCUCCGCUCCGCCUCCGCCCGCGCGCCCUGGCCCCGCGCGGCAUGCUCGGGGUGCUGCUCCUCGGCAUGCUGGCCCUGGCCAGCCUGGGGCUCCCGGCGCCCGCGCAUCCGCGGCCCAGCGGCGGCCAGUGUGUGGAGCGCGAGUGCUUCGCGCUCUUCCACGGCCCCGCGACCUUCGCCAACGCCAGCCUGGUUUGCGAGCGACUGCGCGGGCACCUGAUGACCGUGCGCUCCACGGUGGCUGCAGAGGUUAUCUCUCUGCUCCUGAGCAGCGACGGUGGCUGGAGCCCGCGCCUCUGGAUCGGCCUACAGCGCCCUCAGGGCUGCGGGGAGCACGGGCCGUUUGGGCCCUUGCGCGGCUUCCAGUGGGUGACGGGCGACAACCACACAAGCUACAGCAGGUGGGCGCGGCCCAACGGUGACGGCGACGGUGCGCCCCCCUGCGGCCCACUGUGCGUCGCAGUGUCGGUGGCAGCCACCGGGCCUGGCGACCCGGCCUGGGAGGCGCAGCCCUGUGAGGAGGAGGCGGCCGGCUUCCUGUGCGAGCUGCACUUCGAGGCCUCCUGCGGGCCCCUGGCGGUGGAGGCCGGUGAGAGCCGCGUCUCUGUCACCUACAAUACCCCGUUCGGGGCGCAAGGCGCAGACUUCCAGGCGCUGCCGGUGGGCAGCUCGGCGGCGGUGCCUGCACUCGGGCUGCAGCUGGAGUGCGCUGCGCCGCCUGCUGCAGCAGAAGGGCGCUGGGGGCGUGAGGCGCCUGGCGCCUGGGACUGCGCAGUGGAGAAGGGUGGGUGCGAGCACGCGUGCAACCAGAGCACGGGGGUGCCGAGGUGUGUCUGCCCGCCGGAGGCCACGCUGCAAGCAGAUGGGCGCUCCUGCACCGCCCCAGCUGAGCCCUCCUGCAAUCACAGCCUCUGCGAGCAGUUCUGCGUGAGUGAUCCCGCAGCGCCAGGCUCCUACUCCUGUAUGUGCAUCGCAGGCUUCAAGCUGGGGGCCGACCAGCACUCGUGUGAGGACGUGGACGACUGCGCACAGGUGCCCGGUCUGUGCCAGCAGCUCUGUGUCAACACCAACGGUGGCUUCGAGUGCCUCUGCUAUGAGGGCUAUGAGAUGGUAGACGGCGAGUGCGUGGAAUUGCUGGACCCCUGCUUCGGGUCAGACUGUGAGUACCAGUGCCAGCCCGUGGGCAGGGACAAGUAUGAAUGCAUCUGUGCCGAAGGCUUCAGGCCCAUCCCAGAAAACCCGAACCACUGCCAGCUGUUCUGCAACGAGACCGAGUGCCCCGCUGACUGCGACCCCCACACCCCCACCGUUUGCUACUGCCCUGAAGGCUUCAUCCUGGACGAAGGUAGCAUGUGCGUGGACAUUGACGAGUGCGAGCAAGGCUACUGCGGUGAGCACCAGUGCCACAACUUACUGGGCACCUACAAGUGCAUCUGUGGGCCUGGGUCCCCCCUCGAGGGCCAGGAGAGCCUUGACUGUGACAUCAAACCCAGCCAGAAGACAAAAGUGGAGGGCAUCCUGGAGGAAGAAGGCUCUGGGGAGUAUUCCACCGGCUCCACGCCAGGCCCCACUCUGAGAACCCCGCCUGCAGGACCGGUGCGUUCUGUUGUGCUCAUAGGCACCUCCAUCUCCACACUGUCCCUCGUGGUGGCGCUUUUAGCGCUCCUUUGCCACCUGCGCAAGAAGCGGGGCUCGGCCCGUGGGGAGAUGGAGUACAAGUGCGCGUCCCCCGCCAAAGCUGUGGCCCUGCAGAAGUUUUGAGGUCCUGCAGCAUGCAGGGUGCCCUCCCUCCUCUUUGCCCCUUCUGCUCGCUCCCUGGCUGCUCAGAAGCACCCUGGCGGCACCUCGAGAAGACCCUCCCGGCCCUCUGCCUGGGAGCCCUGGAGGGGUGAAGCUGCCUCAUCAGGGUAGAGUACAGAUUUACUGUGAGGACAGACUGCCAAGGGGCCCGGCCCUGCGUGGGUGCGGCAAGGGUGAGCACUGCUGGCCCUUAGCUUUGAGGGCAGACUCCUACCACAGGGCUGGUGACAACCGAGAUAUUUAUUUUUUUAAGUAUUUAGCUUUUUGCCUCUUUCCUUUUCUCCCCUUUACCUGUCUGUCUCCGAUGCUCACUUCCCAUGUUCCCCCACUUCUGUGCAUCUGACGCUCUCUUUGCCUAUACUCGACCUACUUCUUGGCUCUUAACUGUCUAUCCAAGCAGAACUGCUACUUGAGACAGAAACAAAAACACUAAAAACAAAAACACUUGCACAUUUCCUUUUUCCCUAGCUCUGCUAAUUUAUUUAUCCUGAAAUUUCAUGCUUCCAGAGCAAAGUCGUUUUAACAGAGUUUAAUAGGCGAUCAUUAAAUUAAUAUUGCUGGACUGCCACAGAAAUUAAGCCCAAGGAAUUGUCUUAUCUUUGUUUUUUUAAAUAACGAGUCUGAGUUUUAUUCUUGUUUUGAUUUGAAUGAGAAAACAGUAAUUGUUGUUAAGUGUCUUAGGCAGUUUCCUUUAUUACAGUUAGGUUUCGGCAGUGUUGAAAUGUUCUGAUGCUUGCUUUAGGUUGAGAGAGAAGCGACCCCGAGAGAGGGGCCAAGAAGGUUUCAAGCUGCCUGCUUCAGGCCAGUUGGAAUCUCAGCUGCUCUUACUUACUCACUUGUGCUCCAAAAUAAAAACCCUCCCCCUUCCCAGGGGACUUGGAGCUGGGGAAUUGGCCCUCAAGGACAGGCAGUCAGGGGCUUCCUUACUGUGUCCUUGAAUGUCUCCUGCUUUGGAGGAACCUUCCAGCCCUGGCCACCGGUGUGUGGUCCCUGGCCAGGAUCGGAGCCCCCAUGGGAGUGGGAGAGGUGGGGAGGAUCCUGAACCCCACCCCAUCCAGCUCACCAGAAACUGCAGGGGCUCCUCUGUGUAGUCACUUGAGGACAGUUGUUCUCGACCGUUUCCAGCUUUCUGGAAAACAUUAAAUAUGGGUCAGUAAUAAGUAGCGGGCCUAGCCAGGCCCUCAAUUCUCAAGAAACUGAGGAAUUUUCAUUGUAUAGCUUUGUUCUCUGGCAGAAAAGAUUAGGUACACACCACUGGACUCCGCCACAGGGUCGAGAAGGGCCUUGGUUGCAGUAAGGCCUAGGCAUGAGUCAUGCUCCAGUGAAUGGAAAAACUGUAUCAUGUAAGUGUAUCUUUGUAAGGCAAAGGUUUUCCUCUACUGUGUUGUAAACUCAGCACAUUUGUACAUAUUAUUUAUUGGAGUUAAACUAGAACACAGGCAAAACCCUUGCUUAUGAUGUCACUUGUACAAAAUAAACAAAUUACAGCGUGCUCAUGUGUUCAUUCA
Chinchilla lanigera (long-tailed chinchilla) is the source of this 3577-nucleotide messenger RNA. RefSeq names its product thrombomodulin (gene Thbd). The record is from RefSeq and is a predicted model, not a curated record. The transcript has a single exon. Gene Ontology annotation, cellular component: membrane. NCBI's taxonomy places the organism in Eukaryota, Metazoa, Chordata, Mammalia, Rodentia, Chinchillidae. The coding region runs from base 312 to 2030 and encodes 572 amino acids. Gene Ontology annotation, molecular function: calcium ion binding; transmembrane signaling receptor activity.